Molecule: messenger RNA, 1583 nt
Organism: Erinaceus europaeus (western European hedgehog)
Lineage: Eukaryota; Metazoa; Chordata; Mammalia; Eulipotyphla; Erinaceidae
Product: sialic acid-binding Ig-like lectin 10
Exons: 9
Coding region: 1-1440 (479 amino acids)
Biological process (GO): cell adhesion
Cellular component (GO): plasma membrane
Molecular function (GO): sialic acid binding
Source: RefSeq, a predicted model, not a curated record
AUGCUCCUGCAGCUGCUGCUGGCUAUGCUGUGGGGUGGCUCCCGGGCUCUGGACACACGGUACCGGCUGCAGGUGCAGAGGGAGGUGAGGGUGCAGGAGGGGCUGUGUGUGCUGGUGCCCUGCUCCUUCUCCUACCCCCGGGAUGGCUGGGACGACUCCACCCCAGCUCUCGGCUACUGGUACAAAGACAGAAGGGUCUCCAUGGCUUCUGAUUAUGUGGUGGCCGUUAACAACCAAAAGAAAUGGGUGCAUCGGAGCACCCAGGACCGGUUCCAGCUGGUCGGUGACCCCCAGAGCAUGAGCUGCUCCCUGCUGAUCAAAGAAGCCAAGCAGGAGGACAGUGGACAGUACUACUUUAGGGUGGAGAGAGGCAGCCAAGUGAAGUUUAAUUACAGAAACUUCGAGUUCUCUCUGGAAGUGACAGCCCAGCCACAGGAGCCAGACGUCUACAUCCCAGAGACCCUGGAGCCCGGGCGCCAGGCGACGGCCAUCUGUGUGACUAGAGGCAGCUUUGAGGGCUGCCCUACUCCCACUGUCUCCUGGAGGGAGACUGCCCUGUCUUCCCUGGAGCCGGGGACCCCCCACUUCUCAGUGCUCACCCUCACACCCAGCCCCCAGGACCACGGCAGCAGCCUCACCUGCCGGGUGGAAUUUUCCAGAAGGGGCGAGAGUGCAGAGAGGACAGUGCAGCUGAGCGUGGCCCAUGCCCCCAGGAACCUGGAAAUCAGCAUUUCCCUUAAUUCAGCAGCUGUGGAGCCCCAGACAAGAGGCUCAGAGCUCUCCCAUCUGGACGCCAGGCAAGGCCAGGCCCUGCGGCUGCUGUGUGAGGCAGAGAGCCUGCCCCCUGCCAUUCUGAGCUGGACUCUGGGGGGCCGGGUCCUCUCCUGGUCGCAGCCCUGGGGCCCCCGCGGCCUGGCGCUGGAGCUGCCCUCACUGAAGGCGGGGGACUCGGGGACAUACACCUGCACAGCCGAACACAGGCUGGGCUCCCUGAGCCGCACUCUGGAGCUCUCUGUGCAGUACCCUGCCAACUGGGAGGUGGGGCCCUCAGCCCCAAACCCAGGGCCUUGGACCCUCCCUGCCAGGAAGAGGUUUGGAGCUGCAACAGAUGUCUGUCCUGUCACAGCCCCCUCCCCAGCAGAGCAGGAGCCUGGAACUAUUUCAGAUGCCCCAAAGAGCCUCACGGUGGAUGUCUCCCAAGGAAACAACACAGGGAGCCCAGAGCCCCUGGCAGAGCUGGUGCUGGUGGCCAUCUGGGAAGCUGCUAUCAAGUCCCUGCUCCUCCUCCUCUGCCUGGUCAUCCUGCUGCUGCAGACCCACAGGAAAGAGGGGGGUCAGGCCCCUCAGGGAGCAAGAAAGAUGCAACACCACCAAGUACUGACCUCUCAGCCACCAGGUUCCAGACGCUAUCAGGAUGCCGGCCAGGCUUCCCUGGACUGAAGACCCCACCAAUGUUUCCUGGAACUCCGCUUCCCCAGAGACCCACCCUACUAGGGAAAGAGAGAGGCAGACUGGGAGUAUGGACCGUCCAGUCAACGCCCAUGUUCAGCGGGGAAGCAGUUACAGAAGCCAGACCUUCCACC